Phanerochaete carnosa HHB-10118-sp is the source of this 1173-nucleotide messenger RNA. RefSeq lists its product as uncharacterized. The transcript has 4 exons. The coding region runs from base 37 to 1023 and encodes 328 amino acids. The record is from RefSeq and is a predicted model, not a curated record. NCBI's taxonomy places the organism in Eukaryota, Fungi, Basidiomycota, Agaricomycetes, Polyporales, Phanerochaetaceae.
UCGCCUCGUCUUGCUACCUGACUACCACCAGCAACCAUGUCCGUCCUUACUCGCCAUCCGCGCUAUUGCUUGCUGCUUAUAUGUGUCCUUCUUGGCGCAUUCUUUAUGCUCUCGACGCCGUCCUUCCCAGCAGGCUCUUUGCGGCCUGGAUCGUCGAUAAGCAAGGUCUUGGCUGACGAAGACAGGUUAUAUGACGAAGCAUUGAAGGCAAGACAAGAGUUGGUAGAAAAAUGGGGUCCUACGGACGAGGACGUAGCUUCCUUUCCUGAACCCCAGACUGGUUACUUCUACACUCUUUGGGACUUUUUUCUCCCAGUAUUCCGCUGCCCACACCUCGUUCAGCGUGUCGGCACUCUUGGCGACGGCGGCAAGUGGGUUUGCGGCCUAGACCGCAUUGCACGCCAGAGCAAACCCUGCACAAUCUACUCGUUCGGCAUCAACGGCGAGUCUUCCUUCGAGGCUGCGCUCCUCGAGGCUGCGCCGCACUGCGAGGUGUGGGGCUACGACUUCAGCGUGACGAGCUUCGGCCCCGAGAUCGCCAACGUCUCUGCGCUCGACGCUCGAGGACACUUCUUCUCGUACGCCCUCAGCGGCGACGAUGCGCCGCACGCAACCCCGCCGCGCUUCACACUCCAGAGCCUCAUGCAGCAGAACGGCCACGACUUCAUCGACAUCCUCAAGGUCGACAUUGAAAGCUGGGAGUUCGAGUCGCUCGAUGCCUUCGUCGACGCGUUCAUCCCUUCGCCGUCCUACGAGGCCCAUCACCCACAUGCGGCCCCUGCCGAGCUGCCUGUGCUCCCCGUCGGCCAGCUCCAGCUCGAGAUACACGCCUGGGGCCAGAACGGCGAGUUCAAGCGGUUCCGCAAAUGGUGGGAGCGCCUCGAGAACGCGGGCCUCCGUCCUUUCUGGACCGAGCCCAACCUCGUUUACAUCAACCUCGUCCGCGGCUCGAAGCCAGAUCUUGCCGAGUAUUCAUUUAUGAAUAUCCGUGGAAACCAUGCUCUCGUUUCGGAUCGCUACUGAUCUCCUGCUUUUGCUGCAUCCGGCACUGGCUGCCACUAGUUCAUUCUCUCCUAGCUCCUUGGUUUAAACCGGACAGUCACCUCCUUUCUUUGUAAAGCAAUUGCAUCUAUAAGAUAUCUAUUUCAGCGUAAUUCAAACUCGUUACCCACC